AUGGUACUGAGAUCAAAAUUAGCCAUUAUGGACCACAACGCUAACAUCAAUAAAGAACUAAUUGGCGAUAAGGCACAGUUUUCAAAAGCAACGGGAAGUUGGGUUUUGAAAAAUAAAUACGCCAAAUCUACUAAUAUCUGGAAAUACGAUAUAAUGGAAAAAGUAGAAAAAUUUUGCACUAAUAAAAAUACCAACGAUAUUAAUUCAAUUCCAAAAGUAGCUCAUGAAGUUGUAGUGCCAGAUCGUAUAGCACAAAUUCCAAAACCCGCAAUAGAAGAAUUGAAAAAAAAUAAGUUUUCUCGAUUUUCACAAGUACCUACCUAA
Messenger RNA from Macrosiphum euphorbiae (potato aphid), 324 nucleotides. The record is from the annotation of a GenBank genome assembly. Lineage: Eukaryota; Metazoa; Arthropoda; Insecta; Hemiptera; Aphididae.